This is a messenger RNA of Plasmodium coatneyi, 2058 nucleotides long. RefSeq names its product SICA antigen. The transcript is spliced from 3 exons. NCBI's taxonomy places the organism in Eukaryota, Apicomplexa, Aconoidasida, Haemosporida, Plasmodiidae. The record is from RefSeq and is a predicted model, not a curated record. The coding region runs from base 1 to 2058 and encodes 685 amino acids.
AUGAAGAAAAUAUACGAGAGCAUGGUAAAGAACAUAGAGCAGGAUACAAGCAUGGAACCGGCCCUCUGUGCCUUUGAGGAUGAUAACAAUAAUCAAGUACUGAGGGGGGACAUUGAGAGUAAGGAAUUGUGCAAAAUGUUAAUAAGAACAUUUUUAUGGAUGAAUAAAAUGAAACAAGUAUACAAGGAUAUAGUAGGAUGGACUUGGGAUAAGGAUGAAACAAAUUAUGGGAACGAGGAGGAACUCCAAUCUUAUUUUAGGUGUAUAAUAGGUAGGAUGACUAUACUGAAAAUGCUUGGGAAACAUUGCAAAUUAGGGAAAGUUGCUCCAGUUGUGGAAGGAGCCUUAGGAGGAAUAUUGGAACAUCUUGGUGUCAAGUAUGACCAUGAUAAAUGUGAUGAAAUGGAUUUAGGGAGUCUGUCACUGGGCGGAAAAUUAUUUUGGGGAGAAAUAGAAAAAUGGAUAUAUGAGAAGAAGGAAGAAGGGAAAGUUAUUAGAGGAAGAAAGGAUCAAGGGAAAAAUUGCCCCGAGAAGAGUAGUUUAAAUGAUAUAGGUAAAAAUAUGAGUGAAAAAGAAAAAAAGAGUGCUGUAAAAUUAUUAGGAGGAGGGAAUAUAGAAAAUUUACAAAAAAUGAUUGAAAGAAAUGAUCAUGCUAAGAAGGAAGAUACGAACAAAGUGUUGGACAUAAUAAGGAAAGAAGGGGAGGACACUGAAAAAUUAAGGAAUAUAUUACAACAGGUAGAUCAAAAUUUAAACGACUUACUUCAGAAGAAUUUGAAGAAAUCUGAGGCAAAGAAGGAACAGGGACCUAACACAAAACUAACUAGGCAAGACACUUCAGGGCAGAAGGACGCUGUUCAAGAAGAGCCAGGUAAGACUGCAACAUCUCCUAAGGUGGCAACUCCCAGUAAGGAAGAAUGCAGAAAGAUAAUAGAGAAGGGUGUUGUGGAUGCUAAUGUAGAUGCUGCAGCAUGUCUUAGUCUGGACGGCGAUGAUGAUGACCAGACAAUAGCAUCGUCCGCUCCUCUUUCUGAUGAACAUCAUGAAGCUACUUCGCAGACUGGUCCUAAAGGUAUUCCAGGUACAAAACCAGCUGAAACUACCACUGUUGCUUCAGGUAACUCCUCAGAUCAUGCUCCUAACAUUACUGCCUCCACAAGUACAACUCAGGCAGCAGUUUUACAACCAUCUGUAGAACCUACUCAACCUAUUCCCGAGGCCGCUAGUGCUAAUUCCCAACCUGAAGUUAUUAAACCUAACGUAGAUGACAAUAAGGCUCCUUCCUCGAGUUCCACUUCUACUAGUCAAGGUGCAGGUGAACCUGGGAAGAAUGGACAACCUGGUUCAGCUUUCUCCAGUCACCAAGUCCCACAACCUUCCGUAGAACCAACCCAACCUGCUGUUAGUGGGGGACGUGGUGGUUCAGCCACGGGGAAGGGUGGCUCCGCCACCCGCCUUCCUUCUGCUGCCAAACAUACUGACAUCAAGGACAACCCAUUCCUUCCUUACCUUCCUGUAAUUCCUACCAUCAUUGGAAUAACAACUAUGACCUACUUAUUUUGGAAGUACUUCGGUAUGCUUGGUAAAAAAAGAAAACGUCACAAAAGAGCUCAUCAAGUACGUGGUCCAACUGUACAAGAACAACUCCAUGCUCAUGUGGGCGACCAGGCAGAUGGUCCACAUGAAUAUACCUUGGUAAAGGAACGCAGACAACCAAGAUCUGUUCCAACAAGAAGGAAGGAAAAAGUUGGUAAACGUUCUAGUCGUCGUCGUGGUGUACGUCGCCGCAUGAUUAUUGAUAUUCAUUUAGAAGUCUUAGACGAAUGUCAAAAAGGGCAUUUGCAUUCGACGAAGGAAGAUUUUUUUGAAAUUUUGGUUCAAGAGUUCAUGGGCUCCGGGUUUAUAGAGGAAAACUUUCUUCCUAAGGAACAGGUUCAAAGUUCAGAUUCCGGGUGUAGGGAAGAAGCCUUUGUUCCUAAGGGACGUGUUGCUAAGGAACAAGCUUCUAUGGUUGAUGUACCUAAGGAACAGGUUCCAAUGUUCAGAUUCCGGGUUUAG